AUGUGCUUCACCUACACGACCUCGAGGAAGAAUUCCAGGAAGAGUACACAAGACGCAGAAGCUGUGCUGCAGUCCAGACCGCAGGUCAUCCUGAAGUCUGGAACGGAGUGGGAGGUCAUGCUGGAUAUGGACGACCAUACAUUUGCCCGCCAUUUCCGGAUCAGAAGAUCCAGGUUUGAGCAGCUCCUUCGACUGCUUCAGGAGGGCGGCCUGCACAGCAAACACAGCCAUGGACUUCCCACCUUGCCUGUUCCCAAAAAAGCCCUCAUGUUUCUCUGGUAUAUGGCCAACCAGAACAGCUACAGAGAGAUUUCUAAUAAAUUUAACGUCGCCCAGUCAGCGGCGCACACAGCCAUCCUUCAGGUGCUGACUAUCAUGUCAGGGAUCGGCCCACACUUUGUUUCUUGGCCAAGAGGCUGUGACAAGAGGAUGUCUUCUGCUGCCUUCCAGCGUACCUCUGGCCUCGAUGGAGUCAUUGGGGCAAUAGAUGGUUGCCACAUCAGGAUCCAGAGGCCACCCAUCAGAGGAGGGGAUUACAUAAACAGAAAAAGUUAUUACUCUGUCCUCCUCCAGGGUAUUGUCAAUGAUGAAGGCCGUUUCAUCGACAUCUUUGUUGGACCACCAGGCAGGGUGCACGAUGCCAGGAUGCUGCGGGGCUCCACUUUUUACGCAAACUGGCAGGAGAAGAUGGAGGACUAUCGUCUGCUCGGUGACAGUGCCUACAUUGGUCAGGCCUUCCCCUUCAUCAUUACCCCAAAGCGCGACAACGGGGCCCUCACCGAUGCUGACCACCAGCAGAAUUUCUACAUCAGUAGGGGGAGGGUGAUCGUUGAACAGGCUUUUGGCAGGAUGAAGUGCAAGUGGCGCCGCUUAAGAGACCUGCAGAACACCAGGAUGGACAUAGUGGUGAUGAUAAUCAUGGCUGCAUGCUUCUUGCACAACUUUGCCCUUGAAACUGUGGAUGGCUGUGAUGAACACCCCACGGGCUGUCCAAGACACGAGGAUGGGAACGAGUAG
Messenger RNA from Gadus chalcogrammus (walleye pollock), 1017 nucleotides. Its product is annotated as putative nuclease HARBI1. The transcript is spliced from 2 exons. NCBI's taxonomy places the organism in Eukaryota, Metazoa, Chordata, Actinopteri, Gadiformes, Gadidae. The record is from RefSeq and is a predicted model, not a curated record. The coding region runs from base 1 to 1017 and encodes 338 amino acids.